UCAGCUCAGCCAAAAAAGAUGCGUCUAGAAGACACAAAUCUGGCUAAAAUAGGCCAACAAUCAAUGUUUAUCGUUCUAUUGGUCCUCAUCGGCUAACAAGACGCCAUCUUCCACGGCUUAACGUCAAACUUAUAUUCUCUACCGUCUCCAACCGCCUCUUGGCAUCUGUAAAGCCGCGACGCCAUCACUUUACCCCAAAAGCCAAGCAGCCAUGCGGCAAUUCACCCCGGCAUUAGCAUAUCUUGCCUUGGACCUUGUUCCACGUGGAAAAGAAAUACAUGCAGAACUCUAAUUAAGCAAUUUUGGUGGCGUUCGGGCCAUUCAUUCCCACAACAGCACGGAUUCGCCACAGCAAACACCAAGGUCUUGCGUGUAUGCACUGUACUGUAUGCAUGAAAUUUGGCGAAUGGGCCAUGGAAUCCUACGCUGUACCUUGGCUGCCCUCUGAGCUCGGGCCAGCCAUUUUGAAUCGUAUUUCACUUUGCCUUUGACUGAAAAUAUUGACGAGCCACUUGCUAAUGUUGAAUUUUGAAGUCAAGCCAAUAUUAGCUAUAAUCGGCCAAGUAAUUCACUGACCCUUCUGAGGGGCUCUCUUUGGCAGAUGCAGUGCUCGCUCUUUGUUCGUCAUGCCGGGUGAUUCUCUAUAAACAGGCAUCUCCCAGCUCCGUUUACAAAGCAAUUCUUCAAUUCUUCAAUUCUUCAGCUGUUUCCCUGGUCAUGUUGCGACUCUGAUUGAUCAACUACAUUCAACAUGGCUGACACCAGUACAAAUGAGGGGCUUGAUACCCAUUCGACAGCAAGGCUUGACGCCAACAAUUUUCCUGACGACAAAACGAGCCAUCUCUUACCUGAUGGUAGCCUAGGCCACGGUCCCCUUGACGAGAGCUUCAGCGAUGCCUUCCCUGACAACAGCCAGAGCCAUGGUCUGCUCGACCAGGGGUUGAGUGAUGUUUUUCUUGGUGAUAGCAUUAGCCAUGGCCUCCUUGACCAGACGUUGCACCAUAUUUUUGAGCCCUACAAGGAUUUCGCUGACCAACUUGCUCUACCAUCAGCUGAAAACCCCUUUCCAUACUCAAGCUGUAUGCAGGUCGACUGGGACGAAGGUGUCUUUUCGGAGACAAAGCCCCAGGGAACCGCUGAGUACGAACUGGACGGCUCGAUUGCAACGAACGACUCGAUUGUAGCGAAUAACAGCUUGCCAUCAACAUACCCAUCGUCUGAAUUUUCGGACCUGGUUCAUGUAUCCACCCCUGCAUCAGAUUCACAGGCUUCCGAUGAGAGACAGUCUGUUCUUGUCUCGCCCCCAGACGGCCAGGCCAAGUUGGAACCAACAUCUACUUCAGAGCCUGCAUCACCAACUCUAAGCAAUGCCGCUUCAGAGCCUGACAACGCCAAGUAUAAGCGCAAGGAGAGUUCAGAGCUCGAUGGCGAGCUUCUUCCAGGCAAAAUGAAGGGCAUGGCUGGCCUAUUUAGGAAGCGUUUCGUGAAGCCGCAGGCAAUCAAGUGCGAGCCCGAUGAUCCCUUACACAGAUGUGUUCAAGAUGAAAUUUCAGGAAACUUGAGCUAUGAAUCCCAAAGUUUGGACGUAAGGACAUACAACCAAGCUAAGAACAUCCGCAGAAUGAUCCAGAAGAUUCAGAGCCGAAUCUCCACUGUCCCGAACUCGUUUGCCAAGGGCACGGAAUACUAUGACCAUCAUGCAGACCCGACAUAUCCUACCAGCCUCCGAAUGGAGUAUGACUACAAAGAGCGAAUUCGAUACGCCAUUCUAGACUGGUCUGAUUAUCAUGAGCAGAAGCCGGCACGCAAGCGCUCCAAAACAGAAUAUGCCCCAAGUAUCGAAGAGAAGCAGAGACAGGUGCUCGGCCGGCCACUGUCAAACCUCGCUGUUCAAAUCAGCUGCUGGGAUCUUGUGGCAGCAUCCAAACUAUCCCAGCGUGGCAUGACAGGCGUCUAUUAUUGGUCUGGAUCGGAAGGAGUGUAGGAAUUCUAUUCCACCUUUAAAGACAGGAUUACUGCCAUUUGUGCUGCUCUCAAGCACUGUAAGCAGCUUGUCAAGUCCCUGUUGACCUCUGGCCAAGGCUGGGUCUUGCGCGUUGCCAACUGCCCAGAGAGUGAAGUUUCGGUAAGGAAACCAAACAUAGAGUACUACCACAAGCAGCUGACAAUGAAGCAGCACAAGUUGAACAACAAAAAGGUCAACGAGAAGAAAAAUGAGCGCCUGCGCAAGAUCACUCUAGACGAAGCGUUGUAUGGUGGCCGUCACAAAAUGGCUAGCAGUUCUUUGCGCAAAUGCGGCAAGCGUCAGCAGAGGGAUGAUGAUUAUGAAGAGUAACAGAGGAGGGAAAUUUUAAGAAGGAUAAUGAUUUUGAGAAGUUACAGAGGGAGAAAAUUUAAGAGGGAUUAUGAGAUUGACAAAAUUAUGGGCAUAUGCUUAUGGAUAUUUGGAAAUUAUGAGAGAUGAUAACUAGCGGGAUUGGAUAAGGAGCAUAAAGCGAAUAGAGAAACGUGAUUGAUUUGAGGUAUCUAGGAGUGAUCCAGUUGAUGGAUAAUUAAAAGGGUGUAUAAUCUGCUAAAGUCGUUAAAGAGUAAAACAAAUGCUUGCUACUUGAAAAAAUGUCUAUUGCGAAGCGCCCUCCGGGGUGGCUGUCUUUGCCGCAAGAGGGCGUGUGAAGAAGCGGUUUCUCUCCCAGCCGUCAAUCUCGUCAAUGACAGUCUCGCUGACGAGCUCGUACUUGCCGAUCUUGGGC
Molecule: messenger RNA, 2750 nt
Organism: [Torrubiella] hemipterigena
Lineage: Eukaryota; Fungi; Ascomycota; Sordariomycetes; Hypocreales; Clavicipitaceae
Source: the annotation of a GenBank genome assembly